Molecule: messenger RNA, 4429 nt
Organism: Archocentrus centrarchus (flier cichlid)
Lineage: Eukaryota; Metazoa; Chordata; Actinopteri; Cichliformes; Cichlidae
Product: serine/arginine repetitive matrix protein 1
Exons: 2
Coding region: 130-1557 (475 amino acids)
Biological process (GO): regulation of DNA-templated transcription
Cellular component (GO): nucleus
Molecular function (GO): transcription coregulator activity; DNA binding
Source: RefSeq, a predicted model, not a curated record
GGAGCCGAGUGGACGUCACGUACGGCCGGAAGCGGUCGCAAAUUUGAACACCCGUCACAGCAACAAUAAACGCGCACUUUCACUUUACGGUGCAAACCAACAGAAGUAGUCAACGCUGAAGGCACCAAUAUGGAAGAAGAAAUUAUAGAUCAAGGAGAUCCUGUGAGCAAUGAAGGGGAGGCCUGUGUAGACAGACCAGUGAAAAGGGGAAGGGGGAGACCACAAGGCUCCAAGAAGCUGAAUGUUCCUGUUGCAGAUGUUAACUUAAUGGAGGUAGCUUCCAACAGUGACACACAACCACAGAGGGGAAGAGGGCGUCCAAAACUUUAUGCCACAAAACAGACAGAGCAGCAAGGAUCGGGAGACAACCACGCUGACAAUUCAGUACAAACUCACAGAGGCCGAGGCAGGCCAAAAGGGUCCAAAAUUCAGGCCACUGAUGAAGACAGGAUAGAACAUUCUCCUAAAAAAAGAGGCAGGCCACGAAAGUCUGUCACAGACGAGGAGGCUCCUGCUAAGGGCUUACCGAAUGGUGGCUCUGAUACACCAAAAAGAGGACGACCGAAAGGAUUGGUAAAGCGCAAGUCAGAGAGUUUAACAAGUGGGGAAGAGGAUGAAUGCAGCCCUGUAAUGCCCAGGAAAAGAGGUCGACCGAAGGGCUCUCUCAAUAAGAAAUCGAGGCUAGAGAGUGAGCUUGGCAUUGAGGGGAUCCUAGAUCUAGAUGAGAGUCUAAACUCAGACAGAAGAAGGCGGCUCCGGAAAGUGGAGGUGUAUAACACCAUGGAGGAUACAUCGAAUGGCAUCUCUAAUAUGCCUCGGAGAGGAAGGGGAAGGCCAAGAAAAAGUAUUGAACAGAAAGAACUGGUCACAGAUGGCUCCCAACCCUUAAAGAGGGGACGAGGGCGGCCUAAAGGCUCUUUAAACAAGAAACCUCCUGCAUAUAAGGUCCACGGUAAAGUAGGCCGGCCUCGAAAAGUACACGUCCUGCACAUGAGCGGAAGAAAACGUGGUCGACCACGACAAAAACAACCAAACAAAAGGGGAAGGCCAAGGAAGUACCCCCUGCCAUCACCUGAGGAGAAGAAAAAGCCAAAAGUGUGGAAGCCCCUGGGAAGACCGAGGAAAUACCCUCGGGUGGAUCCUCCAGAGGGAGCUCCACCACCCCCUCGCCGAGCCCGAGGUCGGCCUCGUAAGUCAGAAUCUAAGAAAGGCGCUCAUUUACGCAAGAACUUGCCUGCCACUCCAUCCACGCUGCACAAUGAACCUGUGAGAAAAAGGGGCCGUCCUCCGAAUACUGGAAAAAGCCAAGGUGACUUCCCGCGGAAAAGGGGUCGCCCUAAAGGUUCAGUCAACAAAAAUAAGGCCAGAAGUGAAACACUCCCCAACCACUCAAAAGCAAUGAGCAGUUUGCCUGCAGUUGGGGUGGAAAAUGAAGCGGGGCUGGUAGAAGAGGAGAUGGAGCACAACACAGCGAUGCUGCCCAUCCAGCAUGCGGGCGCUACCGAAGCAACUCUCAUCGAUCAGGACGUAACCUUCGAUGUUAGCAACCAGGCUUGAUGAACAAUCCUGGUCUGACCAAAAAAAAGUUGCUGUAGUAAUUGCUGUUUAAAACAUAGAAUCCGUUCAUGUCAACCGAAACAUGUUUUUAACAUUUUUGCCAUCAGUUAGGCUAGACAUCCAGCAGCUCUUCUUUUUUUUCUGACUUGUCCAUCUUGUUUUUAUUGUACUUUGUUUAUUUGUUUGUUUGUUUGUUUUAAAAAAUGCUUUUAUUUCUGUCAUCUGAGUAAACAAAUGUACUAAUAAUCUUUUACUAGAGCUGGCAUGUGGAGGUAAUUCUUAUAGACUGAUUGUUCCAGUUUACAUUCAGCUUUCAGAUGUAGUGUUUGUGUAGUUGUUACUGUAAGAAGGAUGUCUGGGGAAUAACUUAGAAGCAGGAUGAAAGUCAGAAUAAAUGUUAGGAAGAUUAAAAGACGAAGAAAACUAUAAAAAAGCUUUCAUAUGACGAUGCAGUUUCUCAUUAAGCCUAAAUUCUGAAAAAAUGAAAUGUUUUCCAGGGAUUUGCUUUCCACAUUUAUGCCAUAAACUGACACACAAGUGCAGAGCAAAGCGAGCUCAGUCACACCUCCUACACUGAUAGUGCUCUGCUGUUCAAGUCCCGCCAGUGAACGACCAAGUGUGAUUUUUAUGACGGACAGAUUUAGUUUGUUGCCCCAAAUCCCAUUUAACUGGAUAAAUGUAAGCAGGAAGAUCAAUAUAAAUCUAAUAACAGUGAGCUAUUUGCCAAACAUUUUGAACAGCAUUGGAAGUUGGAUUUUUUUUCCCCUUGUUGUAUGCUUGAAGUUGCUGUAACAGAUAUUUUUUAUAAUAAACUGUUUGACAGUGUGAAAGCAGAAAUUUUAUAAGUGAAAUAUCACCUGAAACUAUACUCGACUUAUAAAGUCUUACUGUGGGUUUGCUCCAGUCUCACUGCUUUUCACCAAAGUUGACAGCCACUCAGCAAAAGAGUUACGUAAAGAGGGACCAACAUAAAGUGUGAUGGCACCAGUAGACUUAAGAAGGUUCUGGGUUUGCAUGUUCUCCCUGUCUUUGCAUGGGUUCUCUCUGUAUUACAGUUUCUUCCCACAUGUGCUGUAAGGUGACCUGUUGAGGGUGUACCCUGCCCUUCACCUUAUGACAGCUAGGAUAGCCUCCAGCCCCCCACCCUUCCCCAUCUCAGCCCCGAUCCAGAAUUUGAUAAGCAGCUAAGCAAACGGAUACAUAGACCAAGAUGAAGGCGUUAGGCCUAUCUGUGCCACUAGAACAGCUUUGGUGAGGAGACCUUUUCCUUUUAAAGUCUUGCAAAUUUUAUCUUGCAACUUCAAAGUUGUUGCACCCUUAUCUCCAUUUUUCAUUGCUUGCCUAGGCUUCUGAUUGGUCUGUAUUCUAUAUGGUUUGGUUACAUUUCCUCUUGCUGGGAUGCUGUUUUUAGCAGCUUAUGCCAUAGCGAGGCAUCCUUCCAUCCACAGUUCACAAGAAUCCCUACUUCUCCCAAAAAAUGAUCAGAACAUAAUCAAACUCAGCACCUAAUUUAUGGUCAGGGUCUCAUUUGUCAAUUUACAGGCAUUAACCUGUGAAUUGUGAUGGAAUGUAAACCAGAUGAGUUACUGUGUCAUUGAUGUUCUGGUUUGUGUUUCUGGAUGGAGAUAUUUUUUCAAAACAGUGCUCAUGUGGAUGGGAUUUUUUUUUUUUCUUUAAUCUUUAAAAUUAAAAAAAUACCAGAGUACAUACGGCUAAAGCCACAGUGCACAUCUGUGGAAGCAUUUGUUUUUUUACACUCAUUUAUUUGGAUUUUUCCCUUUAAUUUGUCACCCAUGUGCAAUUCUCUCACUCACUGGUACCAGACAGCAGCUAAAAGGAAGUGUAUCCUUGAUUUAAAUUGGCAAUAUGGUUAGAAAUCCAACUUGGAAUGUACUGGAUUAUUAAAAAAAUGACUUGGUAAAGAGUUUAAUUUAACUUUGUGUCAAUGUUGUGUUCUUUUGUUUUGUUUUGUUUUUUUUGGGGGGGGGGGGUUGGCCCUUUUCUGGUCAAAAAUAUCAGCUGUAGCAGGUUUAAGCCACACUCUGAGAUAUAUGAAGUUAUUCAAACAGAAAUGCUUAAUAAAGCAGAAAAUAUUUGGUGAGAUUAAAUUCUUAGCCAUUUGUGUUACUGCAAUUGUUGAUGUGAUUAUAAAGACUAAUUCAAUGUCUUUUUUUUUAAAAUUUAUUUUGUCUUUUAUUAAACAAGGAAAACCUUACUGAAAAAUUCCCUCAAACACGGCCGGGUCUAUCUUAGAGAAGAGUUUACAGACUUGAGAGGAAAAUAAAGUCUAAAUGAUGUCAUGAUUUUCCUCUAUGCGGUUCCACAGUCAGUCAUGGCUUCUUAUUUGUUUUGCCUUAAUCGCUAAAGCUUUGAAUGUACCAUCUGUGCAUUCCUCAAGAAUUAAAACACCUUCCACCUCUAGGUGUACCAUUUUAGUCGUUUUACUUUCCUCUUGUUGCAGAUAUCAUUUCACUAAUUUUCUCAAAAUGUUAGUGUAGCUGUGAAAGCCUUUACUUUUUUAUGUUUUUAACUGUCGUGAGAUCAAAAUCCAGCUGUAUUGGAUUGAUUUUGCGAACACUGACUGACUUAUUUUGAUGACCUUGUAUAAAACUGUGUGACACAUACACCAUUCAUACUGAUUUUGUUUGGGUCAAAUAAUUGAAGUUUGUAAAUGCCGGAUUGUGCUUUUUUUUUUUGUGAGUCGCGAAGAAAGGAGGAGGUUUAAAAAAAAAAGAAAAAAAAUAAUCCCAGCAAAAUAUGACCUGCCUUUGUGAAAUCAGAUCAUUUUAAGUGGAAAUUUGCAUUUUUUGUGUGUUUUAAACAAGCCGAUAAUUUGUGAGGUUAUGGUCGAGUUUAAAAUAAAAAUGUUGAU